AUGACUGAACUCGUCGAAGAGGUUAUAAUAGCGUUGAAGGGAAAUGACCUUGACAAAAAAGUAGACUCUUUAGCAAAACUCGAAGAAGAACUCCUUGAAGAAACGCCCCUGGAGCCCCAAGAAAUAAUCCAGUUGAUACCAUCUUUACGAGAUGCAUUACGAGGAUCCCAAAUCGCAGUUUCUUAUGCGGCGCUUGAAUGCUUAAAUCCCUUCGUGUCUUUGAUAGCAGCUACACACCCAGGUCAGCUAAAAAAUGUAAUAACCGCUUUUUCUCCGGCAGUGAUUGACAAGCUAGGCGAUGCAAAAGACAAAGUGAGGGAUGCCGCUUUACAAAUACUGCUAACAAUGUACAGUUCCGCAUCGACGAUGAACAACGGUGCCAGUAUCACAGCAAUAUUAGGAAAAACGAUCAAGGAAACAGCUUUUGGGCAUAAACAGUGGAGAGUAAGGGAGCAGAUUUUACAGUGGAUAAUAGUAUGCACGCAGCAGAAUACAGAUAUUACACUCAGGCAAUGGGUACCAUACAUAGUAAAACUAUUAGAAGAUCCCUAUGAACAAGUCAGAGAGACUGCAAAGGAUAUGAUAGUGUUACUUUUCAGAGAUGCUCCAGCUCAUGCCAAAUCUGACCUAAAACGGGAACUCAAAGAUCAAUCUAUUCGCCCUGGUAUUGUUGAUUAUAUUCUUUCAAAAGUUGCUGGAAACCAAUCACCAAACGAUAUACAGUAUGAUAGGCAUUUUGAGAACCACCAUACGAAUGGUGGAGCCGAAUUAACUGAGGAUGAUUAUUCUAACGGAGAAACCGAAAAUGAAGAAGUUUCCAAGCCUAGUGAAUUCAUAUCAAGACAGACUAACUCAGCCGAUAGUGACAUUGGAUCUUUGCAAGUUGAUAGUGCUAAGGAACUAGAACGUGAAUUUCAAAAUUUACUCACGCCUUUUCAAGGAAAGGAGUCUGAACAAAAUUGGUCAGUUAGAGAAAGAGGAAUUAAUAGAAUGAGAUCAUUGGUUAGGGGAGAUGCAUUUACGGAUUACCCUGAAGCGUUCAUUAAUGGAUUGAAAAUAUCCAUCGAUGGCAUCUUAAAAUCGCUUUUGAGUUUAAGAACCACACUCUCUUUGGCUAGUGCCGGACUUAUAAGGGACUUGGCAACACAUCUAGGACCGGCCAUAGAUCCUUUUGCUGACAAUAUUCUAGCCGAUCUUAUAAGGAUGGUUUCUUCCACAAAGAAACUGGUGUCACAAGCCGCCGCGAAUACUGCAAAUGAUCUUUUGCAACGCGCUUCUUACCAUCAUCGACUAAUUACACAGUUAUGGCAUGCAAUGGAGGAUAAAAACAUACAAGUAAGAAGCUAUGCAAUUGGUUUUGUGAAAACUGUAAUAAUAUCGCACGGGGAUAGAAGGGAUGUAAUGGAAAGAAGUGGAGGAGCUGAAACUCUUGAAAAGUGCGUAAAAAAAGGUUUGACUGAUGCGAGUCCGAAGGUAAGAGAAACAUGUCGUGAAGUCUUCUGGGCCUUUUAUGAGAUUUUUCCUGAUAGAGGAGAAAGGAUAAUGAAAAAUUUGGAGCCGGCUGUUAAAAAGCAAGUUGAACGUGAUCGACCUAAAAAUUUGGUAAUAUCAACACCAACAACAAAUGUAAGCCCAACCAAACGCCCAACCACUCCAUCCCCUAAACGUCCAACCACCCCGUCUCCCAAACGACCAACCACCCCUUCCCCUAAACGACCAACCACUCCAUCCCCUAAACGACCAACUACUCCAUCUCCUAAACGACCAACCACUCCUGGGCCUAAACGUUCUACAACUCCUGGGCCUAAACGCCCGGUAACUCCAGCGUCACCCUCAGAGGAACGAAACAAAUAUUCAAGUAUGGGGAAUUCGAAGAGAAGAUCCAGUUACGCUGCUACAUCUUCAGAUAGUGGUGCAAGUGACAAUUAUUCGACACAAUCAGAGAAGAUCACUAGAAAGGUUACCAGGGAACAACCUAAAUUAGCGACCAAACCUUCGUUGCGAUCCAAGUCUCCAGCCCCCCCCUCCAUGGCAAGGAGCAAGUCAGAAAAUCCAUCACCUGAAGCAGCCUUACGUCCGAAAUCACCUUUUUCUCCACAAGGAAAGCGUAUUUCGCAAAUUCCACCAGUUCCUCGAAAGUUAACUGUCAUCGAACAACUACAGCAUGUAGAAUGGUCAACUCGUGUGGAAGGUAUAUUGAAUACAGCACAACUUAUUGUAAAAAGAUCUUUGGACUCACCAUACGGAAAACAAGGAACCGUUGAUCAUGGAAAGUUGACUCUUCCACCAGACGACGUGUUGAGUUCAGCGUUAAUUAACAUGUUAUAUGAUCCAGACUCUAAAGUAAUUGAGUCCUUUUUCAAUGAAAAUGUCUUUAAGGAAUUAUCAAAAGUUAUUCAACUUGAACAGAUGAUUCCAAAAGUACUGUUAAUCGCAAGGGACGAGGAAAACCCUGAUAGAGCAGCAAUGAUAAAUCACUAUCUUCCUAGCAUAAAAUCGGCGAUUAGCACCGAUAAAAUACUAGCCGUUCUUAACAAGUGUCUAGUAUCUAUAGGAAACUUUGGAACUAACAUCAAAAAACCAUCAGGAUUUACUACACCUCAAAAACGUAAAAUUUUAAAUGGUAUUCUAACUUGGUUCAACGAGGUAGCCUCAACAAAGAUAAAAGAAGCAGAAGAAGGUCAUAUUAAGGGUUAUUUAGGAGAAGAAGAUAAAUAUAAACUGACUGUUGAACACGUGAUUUCCUUUGUACCAUCAAUUAAAGAAACAUCAGAGAACUACGAGCCACUUAGCGACUUUCUAAUUACUUUACAUAAGCUCAAUGCUGAUAUUUUUGAAUCAGUGUUGUUUACAUUUGAUAGUAAGGUUCUUGAUAUUGUGGGUAAUAUAAUCGGAUGGGAAGAAGAACUAAUGGAGGCUGAGGAAGAAUUUUUAGCAGAGGAGCAAGAAAGGUUACUAGAGGAGAAAAGACGACAGGAUGAGGAACAGCAGGAGGCAGAAAAGAGGGCACAUGAAGAGAUGAUUCAAGGACAUCAAAAACAUGAGGUUGAGAUGCAACAGAAGCGCGAAUUAGAAAAGCGUGAACAGGAAUUUCAAGCCCAGAUGCGAGAAUACGAACUUGAAUUGCAGCAACAGCGUGAACAACGUGAACAACGUGAACGAAUUUUGCAACAACAACGGGAACAGCGGGAACAAUGGGAGCGAGAGCGAGAACAACAAAAACAACGCGAGCAGGAAUUAAUCCAAAAACAAGAACUUGAACUUAUAAAAUUUGAGGAGGAAUCGCAAUUACAACGCAAACAUGAAGCCCAAUUGAAACGAGAUCAAGAACUUCAAUUGAAACGAGAACGCGAAAUUCAGCAGGAACACGAGUCAAAACGAGAAUUUGAAUUUCAUCACCGGCGUGAAUUGGAAUUCGAUGAGCAAUAUGAGCACGAAAUGACUGAAAAAGAAAUACAAAAUUGGGAAUACGAGAGAGGAAUAGAUAAACAAAAUAUGUUAUUACCAAGAAAAUCAAAUCUCCAGAGGAUGGCGUCUCAACCAUCACUUAGACAAAAUCAAUAUCGGAAUUCGAUAAAAAAUAGUAAUGUGAAUGAUUUAGUCGAAAACCAAAGAGUAUCUCAAUUGUCACCAAAUGGUACUCCUCAGGGUUCAAAAGAUGAUGGUGCAUUGUGGGACAAUGAGAAAUAUGAGAAGGUGAUAACGCAGAAUAAAAAUUUACCAAGGGAUUUGGAGUUUGAAGAUAGAAUAAAUAGGCUUCGGCAAAGAGAUACCAUAGAAAACUUUAAUGAAAGAGGAGAUCGUUCAUUAUCUCGAAACAGUAGGGAUUCUGAGUGGUCUCAACGAUAUUCGCCAAGAACUCCUUGGGAAAAUGACUUUGACGAGAGAAAUGAAAGAAGCAGGUAUCGUUCACCCAGGGAUUAUGAGGAAAGUGAAAGGGACUCUUCACGAGAUUCGGGAUACAAAAACAUGAAAUCCCUGAAUAAAGAUGAACAAAUUAAUCAAGAUACACCUAAGUUUAGGGAUAAUAAUUUGACGGAAAAAUCAGAUAAAGAACAUUUGAAUGAAAAUCAUUAUAAUGAUGUUAUUAGUGAGAAGGACAUUAAUCAAGUCAAACAAAUGGAAAGUAAAGUAAAACAAACGCAUGAGGUACCCUUGAAUAACGUGGUCUCUCUACCGACUAUUCCACGUGAGUAUAAACUUUCCGACUUUGAUGAACGAGAUCCGGAGUUGAAAAAUCUUAAGGAGCUCGUGGAAAAAUUAGAUGCUGAAGAAAAUGAUUUGGAUAAGGAAAAUGUACCAGAAAAUUUUGUCGAUGCGACUUUACAUAAGCCGAUGAGCAUAGUAAUUUCAGAGGAUACCUGGAAAUACCUCGGAAGCACUUUAAACGGAAAUAUUAACCCGUUCUUCGUAAACCCCGAAGAUCGAUAUAAGAAUGGAGGAGUUGUUGACUCUACGUUGACACCCAUAAAAGAAGUGGAAAUGCCCGAAGUAUUCCAAAUCUCUGAAAAACCAAAUCUCCAAACGAAUACUUUAUCGAAUGAAUCCUAUAAUAAAAUUUCUUCAAAAUUUGAAGAAAUAUCGGUUAAUCAAAAUGAUCAUGCCGACAUUACCUUACCUUCGCCAUUAGUAUCAGAAAUUAGUAAUGGUGCCUCCAAUAUCUUUCCGCCUGAAACAACAAAUGGAAUAAUGGGCACGCAUAAUCGCGCCAUCAUGUCCAGUGAAAGGAUGCAAACCGGACUGCCAUUGCUAAAAUAUAUUCAAGAGAAACGAUUACUUCUCGUAACUAACUUGGCCCGUCUAAAUAAUCACGAUGUGGAUGAUCUUGUUUUUCGUAAUCUGACUCGAUUGUCUAAGGAAACGCCACUUACUAACAAAGAACUCGCUGACGAUAUCUGGGAACAUGGCGAAAGAUUCGGUGAACUAAUUACGGCACUAAUAGGUUUUUUGAGUGAUCCCUUUCAGAAAAAUGUCGGAUUUAAGGAUAGUGCUUUGAUACUUCUUGGGCAACUGCUUAUCAAUCAGUUUGAUUAUGCGUCUGAUAGACGCCUUGAAAGAGAUAUACUACAUGUUUUACUAGAGUGUCGGGCUGAAAAAUCGAACGGUACUUAUAUCCAUGCAGAGGAAAUUCUUGAAAAUUAUAUUCGAGUCGUCGACAGUAAUGGCGGUUUGUAUGCUCUCAUUGAUAUAAUGGAAUCAAAUCUAUUUGGUGCAACUUCCCAAUCUAGUGCACAAUCUGGAAUGAAACAAGGUGCAUUUUCUGCACUAAGUUGGUUAGUUAAAAGAUUUGAUCAAAAGUCUUUAGAAAGACAAAUAGGAAUAAUUGUUCCAUUGACUCUUAAGGGGAUUAAUGAUCCAAAAGCAGAGAUAAGAAAGUCUGUUGUGGAUUCCCUUGUAGCAAUCUAUUCAGUAAUUGGAGACGAUAAUACUCUAUUCCAAUACCUUGCUGGCCUCAAUCCUUCACAAUUAAACCUACUCAAUUAUUAUUUUGACAGAAGUCGUAAUCAGCAAAGAGAAAGUAUCGCGGCACGAGGAGUGCCAGCAUAG
Molecule: messenger RNA, 5547 nt
Organism: Acaulospora morrowiae
Lineage: Eukaryota; Fungi; Glomeromycota; Glomeromycetes; Diversisporales; Acaulosporaceae
Source: the annotation of a GenBank genome assembly